AUGUCGAAUGAGAGCACACGAGUUACCGUUAGUCGCGGUUGUACAGCCUCCGACGAGUGUGCGCAAGCAUUGGAACGGACAAACGAUGAGCUAGACAGAGAAUCAUCGGUAUCAGAAAGUAGAAGUGAUGAAGAGAGCCACGAGAAGUUAUCCCGACGUCGAUUCCCGACGCUAGGUAUAGGCAUAUGGCUCGAUUUGAAGGACAGAAUACCGUAUUACAAGUCAGAUUGGGUAGAUGCGUUUAAUUACAGAGUUAUUCCCUCUAUUGUUGACACCUACUUUAAUAACCUGCUACCUGCAAUAGCCUUUGCGCAAGAUAUGUUUGAUAGGACUGAUAAUUCCUAUGGUGUGAACGAAGUACUUCUAUCCAGUGCAAUGGCUGGAAUUGUUUUUGGAGUUCUUGGUGGACAGCCCUUAUGUAUAGUGGGUGUUACUGGCCCCAUCUCUAUUUUUAAUUAUACGGUCUACGAAAUUAUAAAGCCUUUGAAUACCAGCUAUUUUGGCUUCAUGUUUUGGAUUUGUAUGUGGUCUAUGAUUUUUCAUUUAGUUUUAGCAUUUACGAACGCCGUUUGCCUCUUGCAAUACGUGACUACGUUCCCAUGUGACAUAUUUGGAUUAUUUAUUAAUGUGGUCUACAUUCAAAAAGGAAUACAAAUUUUAACAAGACAGUUCAGUGCUAAAUCAGGGGAGAAAUCAGUACAAGACGGAUUUGCUAGUGUCGUGGUGGCGCUGGUUAUGACUGCGUUUGGUCUUUUCUUUAAAUUAUUUCAUUAUUACCCCCUCUUUUCUCAUAGGAUCAGAACAUUCAUAUCUGAUUAUUCAACUGCGCUUUCAGUGCUAUUCUGGUCAUCAUUUACACAUUUUGGUGGCUACUUGCAUGAUGUCAAAUUUAAAAAAUUGCCUAUUACGAAAGCUUUUUUUCCUACUUCCAAAGUCAAUAGGCCUCAAAAUACUUGGCUGGCAUAUGAACCGAUUCCUGUUAAAGACGUCUUUAUUGCCCUACCAUUUGGUAUAUUUUUAACAAUCUUGUUUUACUUUGAUCAUAACGUAUCGUCGCUAAUGGCACAAAGGCAUCAGUAUAAGCUGAAAAAACCAUCCUCUUUUCAUUACGAUUUCGCACUAUUGGGACUUACCACUUGCAUCAGCGGGGUUCUAGGAAUCCCGGCGCCCAAUGGUUUGAUUCCUCAAGCACCAUUGCACACAGAGACACUGCUAGUUAGGGAUUCAAACCAAAAGGUUAUCAGUUGCGUAGAGCAAAGAUUUACAAAUACGUUUCAGGGCCUGAUGAUUCUAGGGACAAUGACAAGACCGUUAUUGGUAUGCUUAGGAGAAAUCCCUCAGGCAGUACUUUCCGGAUUGUUUUUCAUUAUGGGCAUCAAUGGCCUAAUGACAAAUAGUAUUAUACAACGGUUGGUUUUCCUGUUUUCAGACCCUAACAGAAGAGAUAAUACUUCACCUUUAAUGAAAGUAUCCAAGAAGUCAAUGCUGAUAUUUCUUUCCUUUAGCCUGACGGGGUUUGCUGGUGAAUUUGCUAUCACAAAUACUAUAGCGGCCAUCGGCUUUCCCUUAGUAUUGCUUUUAAGUGUGUUAGUUUCUUUCUCGUUUGCUUAUAUUUUCCCGACUGAAGAAUUAAAGAUUCUCGAUACUAAUGUGGCACAAAAAUUUACCAUUAAAAAUUUGUUAUUGGAAAAUAUUCGUGAUGCAAAGUUCUGUGAUAAGCAUGAAGACUAA
Molecule: messenger RNA, 1731 nt
Organism: Saccharomyces cerevisiae S288C
Lineage: Eukaryota; Fungi; Ascomycota; Saccharomycetes; Saccharomycetales; Saccharomycetaceae
Gene: BOR1
Product: Bor1p
Exons: 1
Coding region: 1-1731 (576 amino acids)
Biological process (GO): monoatomic anion transport; borate transmembrane transport
Cellular component (GO): membrane; plasma membrane; vacuolar membrane
Molecular function (GO): solute:inorganic anion antiporter activity
Source: RefSeq, marked reviewed